Messenger RNA from Chaetomium globosum CBS 148.51, 1050 nucleotides. RefSeq lists its product as uncharacterized. Gene Ontology annotation, biological process: thiamine pyrophosphate transmembrane transport. Gene Ontology annotation, cellular component: mitochondrial inner membrane. The record is from RefSeq and is a predicted model, not a curated record. Gene Ontology annotation, molecular function: thiamine transmembrane transporter activity. The coding region runs from base 1 to 1050 and encodes 349 amino acids. Lineage: Eukaryota; Fungi; Ascomycota; Sordariomycetes; Sordariales; Chaetomiaceae. The transcript is spliced from 3 exons.
AUGUGGGACAGUUCCGAACGGUUUGGGAAGCUGCGUGGGGGGAGGUUGGGGUGUCUCGAGGGUGUCAGACGGAAGCUCCUGUAUGGCGACCGCCUCAAGGAUGAGGGCUCUCGUCUGCAAGUCACGGCCGCCGGGGCCACGGCUGGCCUAGUUGCUCGCUUUGUCAUCGCCCCCCUCGACGUCGUCAAGAUCCGCCUCCAACUACAAACCCACUCCCUAUCCGACCCCCUCUCCCACCGCGACCUGCACGGCGGGCCCAUCUACAAGGGCACGCUCCCCACGCUCCGGCACAUCCUCCGCUCGGAAGGGAUCACGGGCCUCUGGAAGGGCAACGUGCCGGCGGAGCUCCUGUACGUGUGUUAUAGCGCGAUCCAGUUCACGACGUACCGCACCACGACGCUCCUGCUGCACCAGACCCUGGGCGAGGGCACGCUGCCGCCCUCGGCCGAGUCCUUCGUCGCCGGCGCCAUAGGCGGCGGCACCGCCACCGCGGCUACCUACCCGCUGGACCCUGCUGCGCACGCGCUUCGCCGCCCAGGGCAACGAUCGCGUGUAUGCGAGUCUGUGGCGCGCCGUGGCCCAGAUUGGGUCGUGAGGAGGGCGCCCGUGGGUUUUUUCGGGGUCUGGGACCGGGCUUGGGCCCAGAUUAUUCCGUAUAUGAGCUUUUUUUUUGCGACGUACGAGACCCUGCGCCCUCAUCUGAGCGAGCUGGAAUUGCCGUUCAGUAGUAGUAGUGCCGUGGCGAGGACGAUGGCGAGCGUGAUGGCCAAGUCGAGGACGUUUCCGCUUGAUCUGGUGAGGAAGAGGAUCCAGGUGCAGAGCCCCACGCGCGGCCGGUACGUGCAUAAGAAUAUUCCGGAGUAUUAUGGUGGGACGGUCGGCGCGCUGAGGACGAUCUUGCAGAGAGAGGGGCUUAGGGGGCUGUAUCGGGGGUUGACGGUUAGCUUGCUGAAGGCGGCACCGGCGAGCGCGGUGACCAUGUGGACUUAUGAACGGGCGUUGAAGUUUUAUAGCGGGGUUGGGGAGAAAGGGGAGGAACAGAGGCUGUAG